Messenger RNA from Clupea harengus (Atlantic herring), 3438 nucleotides. It is a transcript of the gene grin1b, whose product is annotated as glutamate ionotropic receptor NMDA type subunit 1b. Lineage: Eukaryota; Metazoa; Chordata; Actinopteri; Clupeiformes; Clupeidae. Gene Ontology annotation, cellular component: membrane. The record is from RefSeq and is a predicted model, not a curated record. Gene Ontology annotation, biological process: monoatomic ion transport. Gene Ontology annotation, molecular function: signaling receptor activity; ligand-gated monoatomic ion channel activity.
GCUACUGGGAGGAAAUGAUAAUCCACUAGUUGUGUUUUAAAAUGCCCAUUCCCAUUGCAUUAGUGCACACAUUUACAUGUCCGUUCGAGCGUGACACAUAAGCGAUAUCAAGCGUAAUCAGUAGCGGGAGCGCGCACCGCUGCGCAGGCACAAGGCUUCAGCACCAAGGGCAGAGACUUUAACAGAGCAUUGGCGAGCAUCAGGUCAUCGGAGAGGAGAACCAGAUGGGGACUAUGGCUGAACCGGAGAACCUGCGCUUCUAAUGGGCAUUGACCAAACCUGGCCGCCAUUUAGGAAAUCCGCUGCACCUAUACAGACUAUUCACCAGAUAAGGGGAAACAGCAUGGGGAAAAUCAACAGGAGAGAAGGGUCGGUUUUCAGGGACGCUGCAUUCAAUUAAUAUUGUAGUUGACAGCGAAACGCAUUUAAACAAUAAUCAAUAUUUAUUGUUUGAUAAAGAAUUUCAAUGUAGGCUAAUUACAUUCCAGUGGUGAUGUUUUCAACCUGGUGUUGAGGGAACUUGGUCAGCGGAGAUCAGUUUACCUGGCAAUUAGUCCAACGGACAUCGCGACACAUUCAGCAGAUGCGGUCUGUUUUUUCCAAAAACCGUAAAAAUGCGUCUUUUUCUGUUAGCUUUUUUCAUCUCUUGUUCUUGUGCCCGGGGUGGCUGCGAACCGAAGAUCGUUAACAUCGGAGCGGUUCUCAGCCAUAAGAGGUUUGAACAAGUAUUCAAGGACGCGGUGGCCCAAGCAAACAUUAUUUAUGGCAAGGAGAAGUUCAAGAUGAACGCAAUUUCUGUAACCCAUAAACCCAAUGCCAUACAGAUGGCUCUCUCUGUUUGCGAAGACCUCAUAUCAAACCAGGUGUAUGCCAUCUUAGUGAGCCACCCUCCACAGACCAAUGACCACCUCACCCCCACUCCAGUCUCCUACACCGCCGGCUUCUAUCGCAUUCCCGUGGUGGGGCUGACCACUCGCAUGUCCAUAUACUCUGAUAAGAGCAUCCACCUGUCGUUCCUCCGGACGGUCCCGCCCUACUCCCACCAGGCCCAGGUCUGGUUUGACAUGAUGCGCGAGUUCCAAUGGAACCACAUAAUCCUCAUCGUCAGCGACGACCACGAGGGGCGCGCCGCGCAAAAGAGACUAGAGACCCUGCUGGAGGAGCGUGAGACAAAGAAUAAAAACAGGAACUAUGAAAACCUCGACCAACAGUCCUAUGACUACAAGCGAGGACCCAAGGCGGAGAAAGUGCUGCUGUUCAGCCAGGAUACCAACCUGACAGCACUGCUGAAGGAGGCCAAGGAGCUGGAGGCGCGCGUCUUCGUCCUCUCUGCCAGUGAAGACGAAGCGGCGGACAUUUACAAAGCGGCACGCCUGCUGAACAUGACCGGUUCAGGCUACGUGUGGCUGGUUGGGGAGAGAGAGAUGACUGGUAAAGCUCUGAGCGAAGCUCCAGAUGGCUUGCUCGGCCUCCAGCUGAUCAAUGGCAAGAACGAGACGGCCCACAUCUACGACGCGGUGGCGGUGGUGGCCCAGUCCAUCCAGGAGCUCUUUGAAAAAGAGAACAUCACAGAGCCUCCUCGAGGCUGUGUGGGCAAUACCAACAUCUGGAAGACUGGCCCACUCUUUAAACGCGUGCUGAUGUCAUCCAAGUACGCAGAUGGCUUAACGGGCCGCGUGGAGUUUAACGAUGACGGCGACCGUCGCUUCGCCCACUAUAACAUCGUCAACUACCAGAAGACUCGUCCGGUGACCGUGGGCGUCUACAACGGCUCACAAGUGGUGAUGAACACUCAGCGGAAGAUCAUAUGGCCAGGGGGGGAGACAGAAAAACCGCGAGGCUAUCAGAUGUCAACCAGACUGAAGAUCGUCACCAUUCACCAGGAGCCGUUUGUCUACGUGAAGCCCACGCAAGAGGACGGGACGUGCAAGCCGGAGUACACGCUCAACGGAGUCUUAAUCAAGAAAGUCAUCUGUACUGGCCCAAACGAAACCAUUCCAGGCAGACCUACUGUGCCGCAGUGCUGCUAUGGUUUCUGUAUCGACCUCCUGAUCAAGUUGGCCAUGACGAUGAACUUCACCUACGAAGUCCAUCUUGUGGCUGAUGGAAAGUUUGGCACCCAGGAGCGAGUGAACAACAGCAAUAAGAAGGAGUGGAAUGGCAUGAUGGGAGAGCUCCUGGGUGGCCUGGCAGACAUGAUUGUGGCUCCACUCACCAUAAACAACGAGCGAGCGCAGUACAUCGAGUUCUCCAAACCCUUUAAGUACCAAGGGCUUACUAUACUUGUCAAAAAGGAAAUCCCGCGGAGCACGCUGGACUCCUUCAUGCAGCCAUUUCAGAGCACCCUGUGGUUACUGGUGGGUCUAUCGGUCCAUGUUGUGGCGGUGAUGCUCUACCUAUUAGACCGGUUCAGCCCGUUUGGAAGGUUUAAAGUAAAUAGUGAAGAGGAAGAAGAAGAUGCCCUCACCUUGUCCUCCGCUAUGUGGUUCUCCUGGGGAGUAUUAUUGAACUCUGGAAUCGGAGAAGGUGCCCCACGGAGCUUUUCAGCGAGGAUUUUAGGUAUGGUGUGGGCAGGUUUUGCCAUGAUAAUAGUAGCAUCCUACACUGCCAAUUUGGCAGCCUUCCUAGUGCUGGAUCGGCCUGAGGAGCGCAUUACCGGCAUCAACGAUCCUAGGCUGCGAAAUCCAUCAGACAAAUUUAUCUAUGCCACAGUGAAGCAAAGUUCUGUGGACAUCUACUUUCGGCGGCAAGUUGAGCUGAGUACCAUGUACCGCCACAUGGAAAAGCACAACUACGAGAGCGCCGCCGAAGCGAUCCAGGCUGUGCGAGACGGCAAACUCCAUGCCUUUAUCUGGGAUUCAGCCGUGCUGGAGUUUGAAGCCUCGCAGAAGUGUGACCUGGUUACAACAGGGGAGUUAUUCUUUCGCUCUGGAUUUGGCAUAGGCAUGCGCAAGGAUAGUCCUUGGAAACAAAACGUUUCCCUAGCCAUUCUCAGCUCCCAUGAAAAUGGCUUUAUGGAGGACUUGGAUAAAACCUGGGUGAGAUAUCAGGAGUGCGACUCACGAAGCAAUGCCCCAGCCACACUCACGUUUGAGAAUAUGGCAGGCGUCUUCAUGUUGGUGGCUGGAGGCAUCGUUGCAGGAAUCUUCCUCAUCUUCAUCGAGAUCGCCUACAAGCGGCACAAAGACGCCCGCCGGAAACAGAUGCAGCUGGCAUUUGCAGCAGUGAACGUGUGGAGGAAGAACCUGCAGGAUAGAAAAGUUGGUAGAGCAGAGCCCGACCCCAAAACGAAAGGCUCUUUUAGGUCCGUCAGUUCCUCCAUGGCCUCCAACAUCAAGAGACGUAGGGCCUCCAAAGACACGCCCUACCCCACGGAUAUCACAGGGCAGCUGAACCUGUCGGACCCAUCCGUCAGCACCGUGGUUUGAGUGGAGAAAA